Molecule: messenger RNA, 753 nt
Organism: Diatraea saccharalis (sugarcane borer)
Lineage: Eukaryota; Metazoa; Arthropoda; Insecta; Lepidoptera; Crambidae
Source: the annotation of a GenBank genome assembly
AGUCAGUUUUAUUGAAGAUUUGUUAAAUUAAUAAAUCGCCGAAAAAUGGCGAAAAGGCUUUCACAAAGUUCUAUAAAUUGGUCUGCACUGGCCGAAAGAGUACCACCAGAACAGAAGGGUCUAUUAGCGGCAUUCAAAGUCCGUUCCGAUGGAUAUCUGCGAAGAGUAUUAGCGAACCCUCCUGAACCACCAAAGAUCAACUGGUCUUUGUACAAACAAAGCGUUCCAAUCCCUGGCAUGGUGGACAAUUUUCAGAAACAAUAUGAGGCCCUGAAAAUACCUUAUCCUGUAGAUACGCAAACUUCUUUGGUGGAAGCUCAAUGGGCUGAAGUUAAGAAAGCCAUCGAUGCCUUCGUGGCUGAAUCGAACGCAAACAUCGCCAAGUUUGAGAAAGAAAUUAGUGCCACUAAAGCCCUGCUGCCUUAUGAUCAGAUGACUAUGGAGGACUACCGUGAUGCGUAUCCUGAGCUUGCUCUGGACCCUAUCAAUAAGCCCACAUUCUGGCCUCAUGAUGAGGAAGAACAAAUUGGCUAUGUCCACCCUGAAGGACACGCUUCAGCACACUAAAUUUACCAACGUGUUUGGCUGUAAAGUAAUUACUUGCAACUGAUCGGGUGAACUGUGUCAAGGAUGAAGUACCAUAAAACUAUUGUUAUAUUAUGUAGGAAUAAAACUUAAUCAUACAUAUUAUAUUAUUAUUUUCUGAAUACCACUCUUAUGUAAUCAUCUGAGAAAAUAAACAGCUAUUCUCAG